AUGGCAGCCUUCCAAGAUCUCCCAAACGAGAUCAUCCACCAAAUCCUCUCCAUUGUCUACCGCUCCUACAACCCCCUCCACGACUCCACCCCCCGUCUCAAGACCCUCCUCAGCAUCGGCCGUGUUUCCCGCCGCUUCCGCAAGAACGCUGAGCGCUUCAUCUAUCAGGACGUCAACAUCGGAUACUGCCCGAACUCCACGGCCAGGCACAGGAGGCCCUGGCAGCUCCUCCGCACGCUCAUUUCCCGCCCGUACCUUGCGGCGUACAUCAAGAACAUCAAAAUCAGAUGGGGCACCGAGCACAAGCCGCGAGUCACAUCUCACGAGAGGUCUCUCUUUACCGCUGCUGCAUCCAAGUGCGGCCUUGAACUCGCGGUGAGAUGGGAGGGUGACCAGGCACUGCUCCUGUGCCAUAUGCUAAAGAGCGUCGAGAACCUCGUCAUCAGCUACCCGCCCGACUUUGGGCCCAACUUCACUGAUCCUUUCGGUCUCCUCCGGGAGUAUACCCCCUCCCUCCCCGCCGCUCCCGGCACCCCACGCCUCUCCGCAAUCGGCAUGCAGAGCGUCCGCUCCCUCACCGUCUACGCCGAAUACUCGACCACCGCACAACACAUCAUCCCCAUGCUCCUCCUCCCCAACCUCAAGUCCUUCACGGCCCACCACGUCAUCACCACCUCGAUCAUCCCCGAGAACCCCGCGUGGCACGGAGCUUCCUCCGUCACGGACCUACGUCUUCUCGGCUGUGAGCUCCAUGGUUCAACACUUGCUAUCCUGUUCCGCAUCGCAAACAAGGUUAACCACCUCGAGUACGACGACGCCGGCGGCCUCUUCAAUCCCACGCAUAUCUGCGACGAGGCGUUCCCGGCUGCACUGCAGAUCCUGAAGCCGACGCUGCAGUACCUCAUGGUGAAUCUCGGGAAGGUGCACUCGCGCGACGGGACCCACGGGAAGGUCGGGACGCUGAGGGACUUUCCAAUGCUUAGGGAGGUGGUCUGUAACUAUGGGUCUAUCUGGGGGAUGACUUGCUCGACCUUCACGCCCGGAGUUGCAUGGCAGUUGAACUUCACGGCGGUGCUGCCAGUGAAUUUAGAAAUCUUUGAAGUCUGCUUCCCGUGGGAGUUUACGAUCAGCUGGCUGGCUGAGAUGUUAAAGGAGGUGGAGACAGGCUUUCUGAGGAUGAACACCCUCAAGAUACAUCCGAUGGGGAAGUAUGGCAACAAGGGGAAGCGGUUUAUCAAAAAGUUGAGGAGAAAGGCGGAAAGGGUAGGCGUUAAGGUUGGGUUGGCGAAAGUUGUUGGUAAUCGUAUUUGCGGUUAUUCGUAUUCUAAUUGA
Messenger RNA from Morchella importuna, 1332 nucleotides. RefSeq lists its product as uncharacterized. NCBI's taxonomy places the organism in Eukaryota, Fungi, Ascomycota, Pezizomycetes, Pezizales, Morchellaceae. Bases 1 to 1332 code for a protein of 443 amino acids. The transcript has a single exon. The record is from RefSeq and is a predicted model, not a curated record.